AUGGCUCUUUCGAAUCAGGCUUUGUUGACGAAAGGUGAUCGGGUCUAUGCAAAGAAGAAAAGCCAGGCUAGAGUCGAGAGUGUAUCUUUUGACCGUGAUUCUCGUGAAGAAUACUUGACAGGAUUUCACAAACGCAAGGUCAAGCGUCAACAAGAGGCCAAGAAAAGGGCCGAGGAGAUUGCCAGGAAAGAGCGGCUUGCCGAGCGCCAGAGAAUCCGUCAAGAAAAACAAAAAAGUAUUGAGAAAGAUCUGGAGAGACUGAAGGAAGCCGAAAAGGCAAUCAAUGGUGCAAUCAACGGAGACAAUGAAGAGGACGAAGAGCAAGAACAGGAGCGGGAGGAGGAGUUCACUGGAUUCUCAGACAGCUCUGGCAUUCUAAAAAAGCGCACAAUUUACACAGACGGUGCAGACGAAACCAGUGUUACUGUCGAGGAGAUUCAGUUAGAUCCAUAUGUGGACAUGUCGAGAGCCGAGGCGAUUUUGAAGGAAAGCACCAAACGGGCCCACGAAUAUGCACGGCACGUUGAAGAGCUUGAGAGCGGACCUUUGCCCAAGCCCAAGCCUAAGAUUCGCAAGAAGAAGUUCCGUUAUUUACCUAAAUCCGAACGCAAGCAGAUGGUGAAAAAGACAAAGAGCCGCUGA
Wickerhamiella sorbophila is the source of this 642-nucleotide messenger RNA. RefSeq names its product Ribosomal RNA-processing protein 17. Gene Ontology annotation, cellular component: nucleolus. The record is from RefSeq and is a predicted model, not a curated record. The transcript has a single exon. Bases 1 to 642 code for a protein of 213 amino acids. Lineage: Eukaryota; Fungi; Ascomycota; Dipodascomycetes; Dipodascales; Trichomonascaceae. Gene Ontology annotation, molecular function: RNA binding.